CAGACAUCAAAGUUCACUUAAAUGUUACAGCUCUUUUGCCUAGAGUUUGCAAACAGGCACAGCACAGCAGCCCCUCCGCAUCACCCAGAUCACACAGUCUUCUCAGGAUGCGGUACCUCAUCAUUGUGGCAGUGUCCUAUCUCUUCCUAUCUCCCACCCAUGCUGGAGUGAAGGACCUCGCCGGGCACUUCAGCAUCUAUGACCCCACCCAGUUGCCAGCAGCGAACGCACGGGGCCUGUCCCAGGGAGGGGAGUUAGACAUGGAGAGCAUUCCCAUCGACUUCCACAAGGAGAACACUGUCACCAACGACCUGCCCACCGAGGACUUCGAGGACGAGGACUACCUCGACUUUGACAAGAUCCUGGCGGAGGGCGACGACGAUUACAGCGAGGGAGACGCCAUUGACGAGAUCGCCACCCCGCCACCCGACGUGGACAUCUUCGCCGAGCCCUCUGACCCCAAGGUGCGACGAGCCCGGCUGCUGCGCCUCUUCCACGGGCGGAGCCGCAUCCAGCGGCUCAACAUCGUCAAUGCCAACUUCGGCUUCCGCCUCUACCGGAGCCUGCGCAACGACCUUAACCAGACCGACAACAUCCUGCUGGCGCCGGCGGGCAUCUCCAUCGCCAUGGGCAUGAUGGACCUGGGCACGGGGCCCGACACCCACGAGCAGCUCUUCCAGGCCAUGGGCUUCGCUGAGUUCGUCAACGCUAGCUCCCAUUAUGAGGACCUCACCGUCCACAAGCUCUUCCGCAAGCUCACGCACCGCCUGUUCCGCCGCAACUUCGGCUACACACUGCGAUCUGUCAAUGACCUCUACGUGAGGCGAAAUGUGACCGUGGACGAGGCCUUCAGGAGUGACGCCAAGGCCUACUACUUCGCUGAGCCUCAGUCCGUGGACUUCCGCGACCCAAGCUUCCUGGAAAAAGCCAACCGCCGGAUUCAGAAGCUGACGAAGGGCUUGAUCAAGGAGCCUCUGAAGAGCGUCGACCCCCUCAUGGUGAUGAUGCUCCUCAACUACCUCUACUUUAAAGGAACAUGGGAACAAAAGUUCCCCAAAGACAUGACACACUAUCGGAACUUCCGCAUCAGUGAGAAACAGCAGGUGCGGGUGCCCAUGAUGCAGAGCAAGGGGAACUACCUUGCAGCUGCCGACCACGAGCUGCAGUGCGACAUUCUGCAGCUGCCCUAUGUGGGCAACAUCUCCAUGCUGGUGGUAGUGCCCCGAAAGAUCUCCGGCAUGCGGACACUGGAGAAGGAGCUCUCCGCCUCUGCGGUCAACAAGUGGCUGAAUAACAUGACUAACAGAACACGAGAGAUUGUAUUUCCCAAGUUUAAACUAGAACAAAAGUAUGACCUCAUUGACAACCUGAAAGAGCUGGGGCUGACAGAUUUGUUUGAGGCUAAGGGAGACUUCUCAAGGAUGACCUCAGAGGAAAUCGCAAUUGACUGGUUUAAACAUCAGGGCACGAUCACAGUGAAUGAAGAGGGGACGGAGGCUGCAGCAUUAACUCAAGUUGGGUUCAUGCCACUGUCCACCCAGAUCCGCUUUGUGGUGGACCGGCCAUUCCUCUUCCUCAUCUACGAACACCGCACCGACUGUCUGGUUUUCAUGGGCCGGGUGGUGGACCCCUCGAAAAACUAACUGCGCCAAACCCCACAAGCAAAUCCUGUGAACCUCAGUCUGAAGAAAGGGGUCAGAACUGUUUGUUAUCUGUUAAUGUUCCAUCUCUCCGGUGCUACUGAGGAGAUUCACAUACCCAGUUGGCAAGUAACGUUGUCAUGACGAUACACUAACGUUGCAGAACUUGCAACUUGAGUGACAGAUAUUUUGAGAGAGGUGUCGGUUAACUAAAGCAAUUGAGCACAUCCUGUUUGAUGUUCUUGGCAAGUGAGGACGAGUCUCAGUGUUUGCAUAAUAAAUAAGCCAUAUAAACAUUAUGCUGCAUUAUCAGCAUCAUUUACCGAAAAGUAAAUGUGAGAAAGUCAGAUACUUUCAUUCACAAAAGUUCACCAAUAAACACAUCUGUAAUUCUGUG
Megalops cyprinoides (Indo-Pacific tarpon) is the source of this 2037-nucleotide messenger RNA. RefSeq names its product serpin peptidase inhibitor, clade D (heparin cofactor), member 1 (gene serpind1). The coding region runs from base 108 to 1643 and encodes 511 amino acids. Gene Ontology annotation, biological process: negative regulation of endopeptidase activity; blood coagulation. NCBI's taxonomy places the organism in Eukaryota, Metazoa, Chordata, Actinopteri, Elopiformes, Megalopidae. The transcript is spliced from 5 exons. Gene Ontology annotation, molecular function: serine-type endopeptidase inhibitor activity. The record is from RefSeq and is a predicted model, not a curated record.